AUGAAACUGAUUGUUGUAAGUAAUAGAUUGCCCAUCACAGUAAGCGAAGAUGACAAUGGAUUCAAGUACAAGAAAACAUCAGGAGGACUAGUAACAGGCAUUGAGGGCUUAUCAAAGCACAUAUCUUUUGUGUGGAUGGGGAAUAUUAGUGGAAUACCCUUAACUGAGGAAAAUAAAGCUACAAUCACCAAAGACUGCUGGGAAAAGUUUCACUCAGUCCCUGUGUUUAUCUCUCCAGAGACAAAUGAUAGGUGUUACAAUGGUUUCUGUAAUGCAAUUCUCUGGCCUACCAUACAUUCAUUUCCAGAUGACGUAUGUUUCGAUUUUUCAGAUUAUGAAGCUUAUAAAAAAUACAACAGUAUAUUUGCCAAAAAGAUUCUAGAAUCAUCAGACGAUGACGAUAUUAUUUGGGUACACGACUAUCAUCUUAUGUUAGUACCUGAAAUUCUCAGAAGGGAGAAGCCUUCUCUCAAGAUUAUGUUCUUCCUACAUACUGCAUUUUGUGAAUUUGAUCUGCUUUCUCCUUUGAUGUGCAGAAAAGAAAUCAUCCAAAGUAUCAGCCAAUGCGAUGUAAUGGGAUUUCAUGUGCCCGACUAUGCACUCAAUUUUAGAGAGGCAGCAGAGCGUGAAGGCAUUGACGUAGGCAACAAAAUUAGAGCCAUUCCCAUCGGCAUAGAUCCUGAACUAUUUAGAAAUUGUCUAAAGGAAGAGGAGACAAUCAAAAAAAUUAAAGAAUUCAAAAAAAGAUUUGCAGGCAAGAGAAUUAUUCUGGGUGUAGACAGAACAGACUAUAUUAAGGGUUUGCCAUAUAAAAUGAAGGGAUUCCAACGACUUUUAGCAAGGAAUCCAGAUUUGAUUGAUAAGGUAGUGCUUUUACAAAUAGCAAUACCCAGCAGACAAGACGUCAAAGAGUAUGCUUCCUACACCACAAAGAUGUCUGAAAUUGUUUCUAAAACAAAUGGGAUGAUAGGUUCUAUUGAAUCUACACCAGUUCACUUUCUCUUCAAUAGUGUUAGCCUUAAUGAACUUUGUGCAAUAUACUCGGUCAGUGAUAUGAUACUUAUAACGUCUAUGGCUGAUGGAAUGAACUUGGUAGCACUGGAGUAUGUAGCCUGCCAAGAUGAAAAUCACGGAUUAGUUAUUUUAAGCCAGUUUGCAGGUGCAUCUGCUACACUUCAAGGAUGUAUUGAGCACAAUCCAAGCAAUACUGAGGAGAUAGCCGAGGCCCUUGAGCAAGGAUUGAAGUUGACAAAAGAGGAAAGAAAAAAGAACCAUGAAAUGAACCGAAGAAAUGUUGAUAUGUUUACAUCACUGAAAUGGGCGGAGGAUAAUCUUGAGCAAGUGUGCAAAGAUUGGAGAAAGGCAAUUUCAAUACAAAAGGAUGAAAAUAAAUAA
Molecule: messenger RNA, 1395 nt
Organism: Vittaforma corneae ATCC 50505
Lineage: Eukaryota; Fungi; Microsporidia; Nosematidae
Product: alpha,alpha-trehalose-phosphate synthase (UDP-forming)
Exons: 1
Coding region: 1-1395 (464 amino acids)
Biological process (GO): trehalose biosynthetic process
Cellular component (GO): cytosol; alpha,alpha-trehalose-phosphate synthase complex (UDP-forming)
Molecular function (GO): catalytic activity
Source: RefSeq, a predicted model, not a curated record